AUGAUUUUCAUACUUUCGUGUUUGGAAGUGGAUGCUUUUUGUUUAGAUUAUACUCAGUGUGAUGGCUACUACUCUCCAUCAUGUUAUCUUUGCAGCUUACACAUACUAUCAUCAACUGUGCAACUUAUAUGCAAGGAAAUUAUCAGUGAUUCACAUAGACGUCGAAUUUUCUCGUCAGGCUGUGAUUUCAGUAGGAAAUAUAAUUGCAGGUGCUAUAAGGACGCCUUAGAUUUGAAAACCAUCUAUUUUAUUACGGAUGCAAAUUCCAUAGAUCAAUUUCCUUUAAAAACUAGAAAGUGCCAGUAUAAAUCUGCAAUCAAAAGAAAUAUUACCUCAUCACAUUUCAAAAAAUCGAUUGAAAGAGUCGAUUUCAAUAAUCUCUUUCCUGAUUUUGAACAUGAAAAUGACAUAUCACCUACUGAACAUAAUCUUCAUCUUUUUGAUUGUUCAAAGUCUAUAUCAAUUCCUCAUCAACAUGUUCUGUCUCCUAAGCAUUCGAAUUGUUCAAAUAUAGAUGUGUUGAGGAUUUAUUUAACAAAGCAUAUGACUACUGAACUUCCUCAAUUUUGCACAUAUCCUCAUAUAUUGACUAUUCUUUGUCAAUAUAUCAAUAUGAUCCAGUUUAUCAUACAUAUGAAUGAAGAAUAUUCAAUUCAACACAGUGAUAUAUUAGCAACAUUCAAUAUUAAUAUUUUAACAGAACUAGAAAAUGUCAUUAUUUCGAUUUAUGAAAAGUUUAUUAGGACUAAAGAUAAUUCCCACUUAGUAACUGUGGUAAUAAUUUGUGAAAAUUUAUCGAUUAUAUAUGAUUGUAUAAAAUAUUGUAAACAUUUAAAUCUCCCUCUCAUUAUCAAUAAUAAUAAUCAUAAUAAUUUAUUAUUAAAUUUGAAUAAAUGUUUAAUUCAAUGGUUUAUUUCCAUAGAUUCUAUUCAAUAUUUUUCUUUCAAAAUAACCAUAAUUGAUACACUUACUUAUCUUAUUCAUAUCAAUCCUCAAUAUUUCUAUAUUGACAAUCAAUGGCAUUAUGAAAUGAAUAAAUUUUUAAUGAAUUUACCAUUUACAAAUGGAUUGUACAUGAAUGAUUGUUCAUCUAAUGUAAAUGAUUGUCAUUGUACUAUGGAUACACAAUAUGAUAAUAAUAAUAAUAAUAAUAAUAAUGAUUAUUAUUAUUGUUAUAUGAGUUUAUUUCAUCAACUUCAUCAUUUAGAUAAACAAUUAUUACAUCAUAAUAAACAAACAAACAAUGAUUUCAUUGUAAAUAAUGAAUUUCCUUAUUUUAUUGUUUUAUUAGAUUGUCUUAUAUCACGAACAAACAUUAAUACAUUACUUGUUAAUAAUAAUAAUAAUAAUAAUGACAUUACUACUACUACUACUACUAUUAGUAAUAAUCUACCAAUUAUUUAUUGUUUAUUAUUAAAAUUUAUGUAUAUACAUAUCACAUCAAUUUCUUCUAUAUAUUUAUUAAAUGAUCAAUAUGUUCAAUGGAUAUUUAAUCUAUUGUUUAAAUUAUAUUACAUAAUAUCACCAUUCAUUUCGAAUCAUUUCAGUACUCCUCCUCCUCCUCCUACUACUACUACUACUACUAAUAAUAAUAAUAAUAAUAAUAAUAGUAAUAAUAAUACUAAUAGUAAUAAUAAUAAUAAUUAUUAUUAUGAUAUUAUUUAUACAUUUUUAAUGAAUUUAAUUAAAAAUCAAAAAUUGAAUUUAUUAAAACAAAUUUUCUACCAAUUUAUAAAUAAUUCAAAAUUUUCUCGAUUAAAAAUAAAAUUUUUCUCUCAAUUAUUGAUUCAAUUACAAUCACAAUUACAAUUGAAUCUAUUAUAUAAUUACAAUAAUAAUAAUAAUAAUAAUAAUAAUAAUGAGAAUAAUAAUGCUAAUAUUAUUAUCAUAUUAAUGGAUUACAUAAUAAAUGAUGUAAUGAUUCCAAUGAAAGAAAUCAAUUCAAUGGAUUUCAAUGAAUAUGAUUUAAUAUUAGAAUGUUUUAUGAAUUUAAUGAGAAUGAGAAUUCAAUCUAUUCAUUAUAUUAUAAAUGAUUCAAUCAUUCAUAUAAAUAAUUGUAAAGUAUACAAUGAUUUCAUGGAUAAUCUAUUGGAUAUAAAUGAUGUGAAUCAUUCAUAUUACUUGUUAAGAUGUUUAGUUAAUAAUAUUUUAACUGUCCAGUUGAAUCGUCCUUCAACAGUCUCCAGUGAUCACAUUCAAUUAUCGUCAAUACAAGAAUACGAACUAUUACAAAGUCGUUUGAUGUAUUCCACAGCUGGCUUAUUUUUUGAUAUUUUAAAUGAAUCAGAAAAGUUACUACACACAUCGAAUUCAAAGACUAUUGAAGAAAUCAUAUCAAUUUGGCAAUUAUUAGCUUAUCUUAUAUUAAUCUCUCAUUCGAAUUGGUCAAAUCCACCAAUGAUCAUUCAUUUAAAUCAGAAUUUAUUUCAUCAUUCAUUAAUCAAUGUUCAGAAUUCAAAUAAACAUUCGAAAAAAUCUUUUACUGAACUUGGUAUUUCAUUUAUAAGUAAAGUUAUACAAGUAAAGUUUUAUAUAAAUGAAAACUACAAGGAUCCAAUUACUGAUGUAGUUGAUUUGCGAAAUGUCAAUCAAUUAAGUUCUUUAAUUUUACCGCCAAUGAUUGUUUUACUUGAAAUGAUACCAAAUAUAGCGCCAUUAUUGAAUAAUGGUGAUUCAUAUAGUGAUAAUCAUAAUAAGUAUAACAAUUCAAUCGAUCAGUUAUUCACUAUACUAGAAGAUGCUUUUACACAAGUACAAUUUAUUAGAACAUAUGGUUUUAAUAAUUUUUAUGAGUUCCUUGUACAUUUUAUUCAGUAUACCUUUCAUGAAAAUUCUUUUAUAAACAACAGUACUACUAUUACUACUACUACUACUGCUACCAAUAAUGAUAAGAUAACAUUAUCUAAUAAAAUGUUCGAUGAACGAUCCCGAUCUUCUUCAUCAUUAACUUCUGAGGAAUUGAUAAAUAAAACAUCAAAUACUUGUACGGAUAAUCAAUAUUUUGAUCAAUCAAAUGAUACAAAUCAAAAGGAUACAAUAUACAAGUAUAAUCCACAAUCAGUACGACUAUUAGUGUUUUCAACAAGAUUAUUUAUUCGAUUAACAUUACAUAACUUAUCAUUAUUCAAUUGUUGUCUACAUACUAAAUUAUCAUUAUCUAUUAUGAAUAAUGUAAAUGCUUCAAUUAAAUGUGAAAAUCAAUUAUGGUCAAAUUGUCUAUCAAUUAUUAUUGCUCAUUAUUUUAGUAUAUUUAAAUCAGAUAUACAUGGACCACAUUCAAUGGAGGAUAAAUAUUUACAAAUUAAUAUAAAUCAUUUAAUUGAGGAGAUUUUAAAAUUAAUGACUAAUUUAUCAAAGUGUUCAAACUAUUCACAACCACUGGGUGUAUUAAGUGUGAAAUCUGUAAAACACUUUAUGCAGCUGAUAUUGAAAGAUUUAAGACAAAUACAAAAUAUUGAAGGCAGUAACAGUCUUAACAAAGGUAAUAACCAUAAAUACCAACACAUUACUACUCAUCAUGAUGAUGACCUUACAGAACAGGAUACGAAGCCUGCCACGCUUCAUGCAAUCAAUAGUAUAUAUCCAUACGUUACAUGUCAAAUGUUCAAUUUACUGAUUGAUUGGAUUCAAAUAAAUAAUGUUCUCAUGCCAACCAUAUAUACCAUUUGGCCAAAAUUAUUAAACACUCAUCUCUUAUAUUAUCAACAUGGACAGCUACAUUAUCCUAUUCUACAAUGUACUAAUAUGUGCUCUCAUCAUUAUUCUUAUGCAUUAGCAUUUGAAGAUAAUCAAUAUGAAAUUGAUACUCACCAAAUUUUAUAUCAAAAAUUAUUAAAUUAUAUUUGUCCAUUAUCAACCAUUAUUAAUCACCAGAGUAAUCAAUCAUCUUUGUCUACUUCGUUUAAUUAUACUAUUGAUAAUCAUAGUUUAGGAUUGUCGACCUGGUUUUGUUUACAUGGAAAACAGUUAAAUAAUAUGAAGGUUAAACCUAAGUUCAAUCAAUUAUCUGAAGUGGAUCUAUUUCAAUUUGUACAAUUAAAUCAGUUACAACAUUUCAUCAGUUUGGAUAUACUAUCUUCAUCCUUAUGUCACAAUAAUCAAUCUGGAUAUCAAUCAUCGAUAAAUACCAAAAACACAUUACCACCUUGUUCAACUAAUCAUAGUCACCUCUCACUUCAAAUCUGGAUAUCGUUUAUUUAUUCAUGUAUAUAUAUUCGUAUUGUUGAAAUGUCAAUCAAUAAAGAGAAUACAACAUUAGACUAUAAUGAAACAUCUAUAUCAUUGAAGGGGAAUACAAAUGAAAUUGUAUUGCUUAGUGAUUUAUGCUUAGAUUUUCCUAAAGAAUGUAAUAUUUAUGAUGAAUGGAAUCAUUUAUUUUUAUAUAUUGAAUGGAUAAACUAUUUCAAUGCAAAAGUGUCACUUGUAAUCAAUGGUUGGUUCGAAUCUAUCGGUGAUCUAAUAUUGAUUAACAAAGAGUUUGCCGAUUCACAUAUAAACUGUCAACAUCAGUUUAUACCUCCUGUGUUGCGUUUUGGUCAUGUAAUUGAUGUAUACUCUUCUUUAGAAUGUAGAAGAAAUACUUUUGAUUUAGGGAAUUUACUUUUGUUUACUGGUUUACCUUCUAAUGUGCAAAAACUUUCAUCAUCAUCUUCUGAUUAUGUCUUCAAAUGCAAAAAAAAAUCUUCAAAACAACAUCAUGAACAAAUGUCACAACAGUCAGACCAUCAAAAUGAAAAUUAUUUUAACAAUUCAAUUAAAGCAGUCGCUUUAUCACUUAGCCUUUUAGGUCCAUUAUUCAAUGGUUAUUUUGAUUCAAUUGAAUCAAGUGCAUACUAUCGAAAUUCAGCUGAUUGUAUACUUCAUGCAUUUAUACGUAGAUAUGCAUUAAAGGAUUCAACAUUGAAAAGUAAUCAUUAUCAUCAUCAUCAUCAUCAUGACUAUGAUUAUAUUAGUCAAUUAUUAAUAAGAGCUCAUUCUUUAAUCCAUUCAGAAUUUUGGUUAAGAUUCUUAAAAACAUACUGUUCAGAGCAUUUAUUCAUCAUUUUGUUAAGUCAUAAUCUAACUUGUGUACAAUUCAUUUUACCAAAAUCGCUAAUAUCAUUCCAUAAAGCUGAAUAUAAUGAAUCGUUAACAACGGAAGUGAACAACGAUAACGUGCAUGACAUAUACUUGUUAAAUUCCAAUGUUAGCCAACAUUACAAAUCAUUUGAUGAAAAUACAAUACAAAUUGAUUAUCGUCAUUCGUCUAAAAAGCGAUUAUGGUUAUUAAGGAGCAUAUAUUCACCUGAUAACAAUCAAUCAAUAUCUCACUAUGUUAACUACUAUUAUCGGGAAAGUUUUGAUUCAGUUUUUGAACCCCAUGGAGGUAUUGAAGUGGUAAUUUGCCUUCUUGGUGAACUUGUCUGUCAAUCACACAAUUCUGAUUUGAUUUCAUAUGGACUAAAAUUACUCUUUACAAUGUUACAUCAUUCUAGUAUAAUGUAUGCAAAAUUUUAUGCACCAGCAUUAUCACAUCCUGGUUUAGAGAAUUCAAUGGAAAGACGACAUAAGAAAGUAUGGUUAUUUCAAAAUUGUAAUGAUCAGCUAAAUUGUAAACCAGUUCCAUUAAGUUUUGGACAUUGUCUAUUAGCUCGUCUAUUCAAACAUCCAGAAUUUAAUAUGAUCUCAUCUAAAUCAUAUGAAAUUAUGAAAGUUUUACUAAAUGAAAUCAUAUUGACAUUUCCUGUAAAUAUUUUAUGUAAAAAAUCUAUGAACCAUACAUCAUCCAUUGCACAUUUAUUGAUCAAUCCAAGUUUAUUACGCUGUCUGAUCUUAUUCGGUUCACAAUCAUUCUGGUAUCCUUCACUGAAACAACAACAACAACAACAACAAUCUGGAUUUGGUACUCAGAAUUCAACUGAUCUUUCUAAAUCAACAAACAAAUCAAUUUUAUUUAAUUAUGGUUUAAUACCUGGAAUAUUUGAAUUAUUAAUGAAUAUUAAUGAAUUGUCAAAUUCAACUAUAAUCAUUAUCAAAUUAUAUAAUUUGUCUAUAUUAGAUAAAUGGCAAUUAAUUAUGGCAAUGUUGACUGGAUUUCGAGAAUUGUUCCUAGAAAAUGAUAAUCAUCAUUCAAUACAAAGAACAUUAAUGAAUCAUGAACAUUUGAGAUUUAUAACACAGCAGUGGCCAAUUACUUCAUUGAUGAAUUGUCUGAUAAAUCGUCUUUCAUUAUCCGUAGUGACAAAUGGGCCGAGUAAAACUGGAGCAACCUUGGAAUCAAUACAUAGACAGUCAUUGUAUAAUAAUAAUAAUACUGAUUAUAUUCAUUCAUUUUAUUGUGCAAAACGAUUAUGUCUAUUGAAUUUAUGUCGUUUAAUUAUUAAUUUAGAUGCUAAUAUGUAUUUAUCUGCAGCUGAACAAGUAUUUUAUACUAUGUCAGAUUAUAAUAACGAUCAUGAUGACGAUGAUGAUGAUCCCGAUCAUAAGGGUAAUAUUGAUCAUCAAUUAUUUAUACAUAAUGAUGAGUUAGAAACUAAAGUGUCAACAUCAACAUCACCAUUAUCCAUGUCUACAUCACAAAUAUCAUUAUCAACAUUAGAUAAUGAUUAUUUAUUUUGGCAUAAAAUUACACGAAAGUGUUUAAAUUAUACGGAACGUUUAAAAAUUUGGGAAUACUUAUCAUUCAAUCAUAAUAAAGUGAUAGAUAAUAGUGAUAACAGUACUGAAGACAAAUGUGAACUCAAUCAAACUUCAUUUGAAAAAAAUUCAUCUAAACUUUUAAUUGAUUCUUCUACAUCAUAUGAUAUAACUCGAAUACAGACACAAAAUUUAAGUAAUACUGAAGAUAAUCAAAUUAAAGCAGCAGAAAUUCAAUCUAAUCACUGUCAAUCAUUGUCAUCAUUAUCAUCACCUACAUCGAAACAACAAUAUCAACAAAAAGUACAAUUGUCAAGUAAUGAAGGAUAUCAAUUGAACAUGAUUGAAUCUAUAAAGUAUCCAAUGGUUAUUUCAGAUUCCGGUGUAAGUAUAUCAUCUUUACCGGUUAGUAGUGUUGAUCUAAUAAAUAUAGAAAAGGAUGUAUGUCAUAUAUGUGAAGAUAAUGAAUCAAUUCCUACAAAAGAUAUUCAAGAAGAAUUAAAUAAUUUCAUUGAAACUGAUUAUACUACUAAUAAAUAUAUAUUAAAUUGUGUUCAAUUACGUAUUGAACAAAAUAGUAUAUUUUCUAAACAUUUAAUUCAUUGUUUAGAUCAUGUUUGGUAUAGACAUUUUCCAAUUGAAUUAUUAUCAAAAGCUUUUUUCAAAGAUAAGCUGAAACGAAAUAUAAUCAAAUUCAAUAACAAUAAUGAGAUGGAUGGAGAGAAGAAGGAGGAGGAGAAGGAUGACGUCGACGGCGACGACGAGGAGGAGGAGCAGAGGGAUAAACAUGAAGGAUUUAUUAAUGUUUUCACAAAAAAUAUUUCACAUUCAAAUGAUUGGAAUCUAUAUAAAUUGAAAUCAACUUAUCCUUUAUUAUUGGAUCAUGUUAAUAGUAAUUCAUUAAUUGCAUCACAUUGUUCUACUUCAAUUCGACCACCUUUAUGGCUGAUUUAUAGUUUAAUACGACAUCCAUAUUUAUCUCAACGUGAAUGUGCUCUUACCGGUUACUGUGUUUGGUUACAUUUUGAAGCUAAUAAAUGGAUAAAAAAAUAUGAACAAUUAUCAACAAAUUCCAGUCAAUCUAUUUACUUUGAUCGGUCUAUUCCUGUAACAACAUUACAUCAUCAUCAUCAUGAUCAUCAUCCGACCACUAAUACUACUAAUAAUACUACUAAUACUACACAAUUGCACAGAAUUAUACCAUAUCAAUUAUCAAGAAUACGUUCAUUUGCGAUAGGAUUAUUAUUACCAACAUUACCGUUUCUAUGUAUAACAAAUUGUAAUUCAGAUAUUGAUUUUAAAACUCAUUAUUCUAAUCGUCAUUUAUGUUCUAAAAAAUUAUUAAAUCGUUCAUUAGGUUUAAUUUUACAUGGAUUAGAGAAAUUUUCACUCAUGAAUUCUAAUGAAAUAAUAAUAAUGAAUGAAUAUUUUCAGAAAACUAAUUGUUUAUUAGAAUCUUCUUCGCAUGAUGUAACUGGAUUUAUCUCUGAACCAACUUACAUUCAUCAGUGUCAUCAUCACCAUCCUAUUAUCUCUGUCGAAUUUGAAAAUAUUAUCAACAAUGCAAAUAAUAAUUCAAAUGUCAGUAAUGGGAGAUAUGAUCAAUUGCCAGCUAAUAAGAAUGCUACUACCACUACUACUACUUCUGCUACUAGUAAUAAUAAUAAUAACCGUUGUAAUAAUCCUAAUUUUCAUAAAUAUUAUCUGUUAUCUACAUUUCCAGUGUUAUUUUCAACAUUGAUUGGUAGUUUCAUUGAUGCAUUAAUAAGCUGUAUUGUUAAAUUAAAAAUAAUUAAUCGUACAAAGUUAAAAUCUGAUCAGAAAGAUAAUAAAGAUGAUCAUCACAAAGGAAAUCAUUCUAGUUCUUCUACGGUUACUAUCAAAAAUGAUGAUAAUGAUGCUGAUGAUGAAACCAGUACACCAGAAAUUGAGAUAUGUACUUAUGGUUUAGAUGCCUUCAUUAUUUUAUUACAGGAUUCAGAUAAUUGUGUUCUUAGUUCGGCUAUCAAAUCUAAUUUAUUACCAGUAUUGUACAAUAUGGCUUGGUUAUUGGAAUUUGGCAUUCAUGAAGCUAAUUCAUUAUUACAUAUGCAUAAUAAUGAUUAUCAUAACACUAAUAGACCAAUGUCUAUUAUUCCAUCUCUCUUAAUGCCUAUUUUCACUAGUUUAAAUCGUUUAAUUGGUCGUGUAAUUAGUUGGAUGAUAAUCGAUGAAAAAUUCAGUAAUGAAUUAAUUCCUUCAUCUUGUCCUGUAUUUCAUUAUUCAUUGAAUACAUCAUUACGAUUUCAAUUGAUAAGAACUUUUCUACAAUAUUUAAUUUCAAUGAAACCUGAUUUAAAUAAUGAAGAUUAUGAUGGUUAUGUUGUAAAUUUGGAAUCAGAAGUACAGUUGAAUCCUGGACCAGUUAGUCGAUGUCUUGUUCGUCGAGUUUUACAUAGUCUUUUAGAAACUUCAAUUAGUCAGUUAGAUCGAAUUGGAGAAGAACUUAACAAAUCAGUAGCCUUUAGUCAACAAAAUAUAGGUAAACAACAAGAAAAUGAUAUACAAACAGCUACUGAAGAUGGGAAUGUUAAGUAUCUUUGUGAAAAUUUAAAAUUACAUUAUAAUCAUUUAGUAUGGAUAUUAAAUUGUACUGUAAAUGUACUGAUUUAUUCACCUUAUCGAGAUGAACAAAUGAUUAAUAUCCUGAAUCAGUUAAAUUCAAUGCAUGAAACAUCCAAGCAUAAAAAUACAACACAUUCUCCAGUUUCUGUAAGAAUACAAAGUUUUCAUGUUGAUUUAGGGGAAGAGGUUGAUGUAGAUCAAAAUAUGAAUCAAGCUUGCACUACUCCUUCUACUCCUAAUCAACAUCAUCAUGAUCUUGCUGAUAGAAAACAAACUUCAUGUGAUCUGUCGAAAUAUUGUUUCCAUCAUGACAACAACAAGAACUCUAGAUGUGAGAUAAUGAGAGAGAGACAUUUGUUAUUUUCAAAGCAUACGAGUUUAUUUUUAUGCAUGCAUCAAAGUUUGGAACAAGCUAUUAUCACUUCAAUGUUUACUACAGCACAACAUAUUCAGAGUGGUAAUUUACUAAACAUUCCAAAUAUUUCAAAUUAUAUAACAACGAAUGAUUUUAUGAAUUUAUACAAUAAAGCACUUGGUCGAAUUCUUGUUUCACGUAUACAAUUACCAGAAUUUGAUGUAGCUGUUGAUUUCUUAGUUACCUAUUUAUUAAAACUAUUUAAUGAAGACUCUUAUUUGUUAAAUUCAUGUUUAGCAGCCCUGCCACCAAUGUAUUCCCCUACAUUUUGGAAUAAUCUAAUUGCUAUAAAAUAUUGGUUACAUCAAAAUCUAUCAAUAUGGUUCACAUACAUAUCAUCCAAUACAUUAGAUAUGCAUCAUAAUAUAAAUCAUGAUUUAUUAUUCAACUUAUCAACUAAUAAUGAAACAAAUAUGAUAAAUCAACAAUUAACUCAACUUUAUACAAUUAUUGAAAUGAUACUUAUCAAUAAUCAUAUUAUCAGUGAUAAAUCAAUACAAAAUUUACCAUCUAUAUUAUUAUCACCUUGGAUACAAGAGAAAUUCAAUCAUGUUACACCAUCUGAAUUGUAUACAUAUCAUGAUAUAAUUAAAAUUGAAUAUAAAAAACUUGGUGAACAAUGGAAAUUAUCACUGCCUGAUCUAAACAAAUUGAUACAUUUAAAAUUAUCUACAAAUAAUAAAAGUGUAUCUAUGGUUCAUGAUAAAAAGUCAAUACUUGUUCAAUUGAUACAAAUGUUUUGGCCAAAAUCAACUAAUAACAAAUUAACAAAUAAUGAAAAUCUCUUUUUAUCAUUGAAUGCUUCAUCGAAAAAAUAUUUACCAAGAAAAUUUCCUAUUACACAAUUGUGUAGUCAAGCACGUAAACAAUGCGUUGAUGGUCAUAAUGCAUGGUUAGAUGCUUAUAGUGAACGUAAACGUAUUGUAGGCCCAUUGGGUACUGUACUUUGGGCUCGUGUAGCUGAGCAUUUAAGUCAUAGCAGAGGAUUAUUUUAUCAUUCGGACUCUACUCCAUUUGGUUGGUGUGUUGACCCUGUAGAAGAUUCAUUACGUCAACAUGGUCGAUUUUAUUAUACACAUUUACCAAUGGCUGAACGUUUAAUACAUACAACUUCACGAUCGAAUCUAUUAUCCGCGCGUCAAUCACAUCCACUUGCCUCGUUAAUUGGUUUACCAUCAAUCAUGAAUCAUUCUCCACCUGUAAUUGGUGCAGCUUGUACAUGGCAUAAUUUACCAUUAUGUUUACCAUUAUCAUCUAUUCCAUUAAUACAAUUAGCAUCAGCUAGCCGAUAUCAUAUUCAAGCUGUUUGGGCAUGUCGUUUAGUUGGUAUUCUACAUAUUCCACCUAUUGAAGGUGAUUUAAUACUUGGUCAAACAUGGUUAAGAUUUCAACCUGAUCCAUUAAUGAAUAGAAAUUUAUUGAUGAAUGAUGAUUGUAAUAAUAAUGACAGUAAGAAUGUGCAAUUUAUUGAGAUUGAAUCAUUGUAUCCUUAUCAAAGUCCUUCUAAUCGAUUAUGGUUUGCAUGGUCUUUCAAAUCAAUUCAUCAUAUUGAAGCACGUCGAUAUUCAUUGCGUGAUAUUGCAGUAGAAAUAUUUCCCGAUGAAACAGAUGUGAAUGCACCAAUGCUUUUUGCUAUGUAUUCUUCUAAAGACAGGGAUAAUUUUCUCGAAACUAUCACUCCUUUAAUUGGUCAUCAUUCAUGUUAUUGUAUUCAUCACUAUUAUAAUCCAUUAUUAGUGAAUACAAAUGAACAAUCUGAAAUAUCCAAUCCUCUUUCACCGAAUGGUCACCAUCAUCACUAUCAUCAUUCUACUUUUAAACAAUUAAAAAAAUGUAAAUUACAAAAUGUACAACAAGCAUGGUUAAAUGGUGAAUUAUCAAAUUUUGACUAUUUAAUGAAGUUAAACACAACUGCUGGUCGAAGUUAUAAUGAUUUAAUGCAAUAUCCUAUAUUUCCAUGGAUUAUACGUGACUAUGAAAGUCUUGUGUUAGACUUAACCCAACCAACUUCAUUUCGACGAUUAGAUCGUCCAAUAGCUGUACAAGAAGACAAUAGAGCUGAAGCUGUAGCAGCACGAUUCAAUGAAGCUGAAUUACUAUCCAAAACAUCAUCUACAUCACAUCCAGAAGCAUCGGGAAUAAAAUCAAAAACGUCUACUUUAUCGAAUUUAAGUAGUGUUUGUCCACCAUAUCAUUAUCCAGCGCAUUGUUCAAAUGAAGCAAUUGUGUUACAUUUUCUUGUUCGUUUACCCCCAUACACUUUUCGUCAUUUACGUUUUCAAGAUAAUAAUUUCGAUGUACCCGAUCGUUUAUUUCAUUCAAUUGCAACAACAUGGCGUUUAGCUACUACUUCUGUUUCAUGUGUUAAAGAAUUAGUACCAGAAUUUUAUUUCCAACCAGAAAUGUUUAUUAAUCGAAGUGGAUUGAAAUUAGGCUGUCGACAACCAGGUGAUAGUGUAGAUAAUGUUGAAUUACCACCUUGGUGUAAAAAUGAUCCACGUUUAUUCACGUUAAUUUGUCGUGCUGCAUUAGAAAGUGAUUAUGUAUCAAUGAAUUUAUCAUAUUGGAUUGACUUAUUAUUUGGUUAUAAACAAUCUGGACAAAAUGCUAAAGAUUCCUUGAAUCUAUAUCAUCCAUAUACAUAUUUUGGCUCAAUCAAUGUGGAUACAAUAGACGAUCCUAUUUUAGCACAAGCUAUUGAAGGUAUGAUUAAUAAUUAUGGUCAAACACCGAAACAAUUAUUUCACAAACAUCCUCAUCCAUGUCGUAAAUUGCCGAUUUCUAAUGAAGCCAGACUGAAUAUGACGUCAAAAUUUAAAAGUAAAUCCACUGGUACAAUGUAUAAUAUGACGAGUCAAGAGGACGUUGGAGAUAGACGUUCUUCUACACCCGCAUUAUUUAACUGUAAUAAUAUCAAUGAUGACGAUAAGAAUUCAUUACAAGCAGCAACGUUUUCUGUGAGUGGAAAGCAAUACUCAUCAGUUAAACUGGACAACACACCAUUAGAAACUGUGAUUGGAUUAAAAUGGGGUGAAUGGGCAGGUAGUCCACAGGUGAACUCUUUUGAAAUAAUUUGGAAGAAACAGUUCAUCAAUACAAAGUUAUCAGUAUCGAGAAGUACAAAGAAUCCACUGGAACAUUCUGAACUAUUAAAAAUACCAUUUCUUAGUCAUUUAACCGGUUCUAUAUGGUGUGAAUUCAAUACGAAAGAUACUCAUUUACUUCAUUGUAUGAAUCAACUUAACAAUAUCUCUUCAAUAAAUAAUGAUAAAUUAUAUCAUUCUUGGAAUGGUUGGGUUGAUUUCAACAUUGAUCAUGAAAUUGGUGAAUUUUUCUUAUCAUCAUCCUCAUCAUCUCAUUCUACAGAAAUGUCAUCAUCAUCAUCAUCAUCAUCAUCGUUCACAACAGAUGUUCAUACUGGUUGUUCAUGGUAUUGGAAAAUUCUUCACUGUGAAUCAAAUGCAUGUAUAUGGGUAUCGUUAUUACUAGACAUUAGUAAUUUACAAGAUCAAUUGUAUCCUGUACCUUAUUUAAUAAAAUUGAAACCAUCUUUACUAGACAAUAGAACUUUAAAUAUUUUUAUAAAACGUUUACCCAAAGAAUCACAUAGUACUUGUAAUGCUUCUUCUAAUUAUCCUUAUGACGAACCUGCUGGAACUACUGAUUCCUCUCCAUCAGAACUACAUCAUCAUCAUCAACAUAAUGAUGAGAUAAACUUACAAUUACCAUAUUCAAAUCCUCUUCCAUUCGAUACUGGAAAACCUUUAAUUACUUCAUUAGCUAUUUCACCUAGUUCAAGUCAUGGUAUUCAAUUAUUUGUUGGUACCUGUUUUGGAUCAAUAUAUGUAAGACAAUUGCCUACAAAUUUAUAUGAUAUUUCAUCCAUUGACAGUUGGUUACCACAAGAUUAUCAAGGAGAAUCAUCAUUAAAUGAAAAUAAACUAAAUUGUACAGCAAAUAUUCAUAAACGAUCAAGAAAAGAAUCAACAAAACGAAAUAUGAAACAUUCAAAACUGACUACUACUACCCCGAUGAAUCCUACUCAAACUCUUAAUCAUUCUAUUCAUGAUGAGAAUCAUAAUAAUAAUAAUAAUAAUAAUAAUAAUAAUAAUAAUAAUAAUAAUAAUAAUAAUAAUAAUAAUAAUAAUAAUAAAGAAACCGCUGGUUUAUGGGAAAUUACCGGUUGGAAACAAUUAUAUGGUCAUGCUGGACAUGAAAUCACUAUUUUAGUAAUUAAUCGUAAUAAUAGUUUAAUUGCUAGUGGUGAUAAUCAAGGUUAUGUAUGUUUAUGGGAUAGAUAUCGUUUAACAUUAAUUAAAACAAUUAAUACUAAUAUUAUUAAUGAUCAUGAUUAUCAACAAAAUGAAUUCGGUGAUAGUUCAAAUAGUAGUCAAAGUCAUAGUAUCACUACUACUAAUACCGGUCAGGAUUACCAUAGCAUUCAUGAUUUAAAACAACCCCGUAGACGAUAUUCGUCUAAUCAUCUUACUGUGGAGAAUUCCAUACAUAAAAGUAAUGAAGAUAUACAAAUGAAGAAAAAGAAGUCUAUUUUAAGUAGUAGUAGUAGUAGUAGUAGUAGCAGUAGUACUUCAACAGCUGAUUUUAUAAAUAUCAAUGAUGAUUCAGUAUUAUUGAAUAAUUUUAAACGUAUUGAUGGAAUAUGCUUCAAUUUAACAUCCGGUGAAUUAGUUGUAGCCAAAUGGAAUCAUCCUAAUUUUAAUGUCUGUUGGCUUGGUUUAUAUUCUUGUUCUGGAGUUUGGAUAGCUAAUCGUAUUUUAGAUUUUCUAGCUGAAAUCAAUGAUCCAUUAAUAGAUUCACUUUUAUUACAAAUCUAUGAUGAUAAUUAUCAUCCUUUAGUUCCUAUGGCAUUUUCAACUGUAUCUGAAGGUCGAGGUGUGAAUUGUUUAUUAGUUGGUGGUCCAGGUGGUCGAUUAGUUUGGUUGAAUUCAUGGACAUUGGAUACAAUACGAACAUAUAUGCUCCCAGAUAAUGAUGAAAAUGCACGUAUAACAUCAGUUUGCUUCGGACCAUUGUUGAAUACUACUACUACUACUACUACUACUACUACUACUACUACUACUAAUAAUAAUAAUAAUAAUAAUAAUAAUAAUAAUAAUAAUAAUAAUAAUAAUAAUAAUAAUAAUGUGCAUUAUCAUACAAAUUCAAAAGAUUUAGGUGAAAUUUUAUGUCAAGGUUUAUAUGUAACUGUUCAAACAGGUUGUUUAUAUCACUUUGGUCCUAAAUCUAUACAAACAUGUCCUACUAUAGAUCAAUUAAAUAAUGAUAACUAUUCAUCUUAUUCAACUAAUGAACUGCAUAAACAUUCUAUUGUACAUUGGUUAGAUACAUAAUAACUGUGUAUUUAUUUUUAUAUGAUUGUUGUUUAGAAUGAUUUUAAAGAUUUUUAUUUUAAUGGACUUCAUUUUUAUUUGUAAAUUUUUUUCUCUUUUGAUAAAUACAUAUACGUUCUAUUGUAUCAUCUUGUUCGUUCUUUGUUAACUUCUAAUCUUAGCCAUAUCGAGAGAUGCAGACUACUUGGUUGGGGU
This is a messenger RNA of Schistosoma intercalatum, 15180 nucleotides long. The record is from the annotation of a GenBank genome assembly. NCBI's taxonomy places the organism in Eukaryota, Metazoa, Platyhelminthes, Trematoda, Strigeidida, Schistosomatidae.